CAGCUGACAGCCCCCCCCCCGCGAGAGUCGGAGAGGAAGGGCGGGGAACUGGGCUUGGGCCGAGCGAGGCCGGUGACAUGAGGCGGCCUCGGCGGCCGGAGGAAAAAGGAGACGGUGGGCUUUAGCGAGAGUCGGCGGUUCCCCUUCACGGCGCGAUGUUCCGCCGCGCCAGGUUUAAUGUGAAGCCUAACGUGAGACCGGGGGCGGCGGCGGCGGCAGCGGCGGCGAGGGGCAGCAACCCCAGGGGCAGCCCCAGCCCCUCAGGCGGCGGCGCCGCGGCCCCGGACCCCGGUCCCCAGCCCGGCUCGGCAUCCGCCCCCUGCUCUUCCGAGGAUGCGGCUUCCUCGGCUCUCCCGUCGGGCGCUGCCGGAAACCUGCAGCAGGACGACGGUAGCAGCAGCAGCAGCCCCGAAGGAAAUGAAAAGACCAACGCUAGUGGUGAUGGAGAUUGUAGUAGACAUGCAGAGACACUUCUGCAGAGAAGAAAACGAAUAUCUACUAUGCCUAAUCUUGCUAAACCACGAGUUGCACCACUAUCCACACGUGUUGCCACUUCAGCAUCAAAAUGUUCUCAAAAGCAAGUACCUCAUUCUCCUGUUAUUUGUAACCCUCCACUUCAGAAGGACUUGCCGCCUUCUGAGAAGACCAAUGUGGAGAAUUCCCCGAAGUCUCCCAUACUUCCUGAAAAGAAAACUCCUGUUCCCCAAGUACCACAGUUCUCUCCAUUCAAAAAGUCUGUAAGUAAAGAGCCGAAUGCAUGUGUAACAGGUCAAAGAAGUGACGAAGCCCUGCAGAAGAACACAUCCUCACCCCUCAAAGAGAGACCAACGCAGGAAAGUCUGAUCCAAGAAGAAAUACCACACUCAAAAUGUAUUCCAGCCAAAGAGAAAAGAACAUUUUCCGAUCGUGAGAAAAUAGUCAAAGCUCAGAAGCUAAGGAAGAUGCUCAAGGAAGAGUUGAAGAAAGAGAAGCAACAACAGAAAUACAAAUACCCAGUAAUUGAAAAAAGCAUGCCAGAAGAUCGUUCAAAAAUGGUUAUGAGGGACUUCAUAUACUAUCUGCCUGAAAACAAUCCAAUGAAAUCUUCACUGGUGGAAGAAAAGAAAUCCGAAAAGCCUUCUACAGUGACUCAAGCAAAAGAGCCUGAAAUCAUUCUUGAAAGUGAAAAUGAGGAAGAUGAGGAUGAAGAAGAAGGGGGAGAUGAUGAUGAUGGCCCCCUUCUUGUACCUCGAGUAAAGGUUGCGGAAGAUGGUUCGAUUAUUCUCGAUGAAGAAAGCUUAACCGUAGAAGUUUUAAGGACAAAAGGGCAAUGUGUGGUAGAAGAUAAUGAUCCCAUCUUUGAGCGCGGAUCCACAACAACCUACUCAAGUUUCAGGAGAAGCUAUUAUACCAAGCCAUGGUCAGAAAAAGAAACAGACAUGUUCUUCUUAGCUAUAAGUAUGGUAGGAACUGACUUCUCAAUGAUUAGUCAGCUUUUUCCACACAGAGCAAGAACAGAGAUUAAGAAUAAAUUUAAACGUGAAGAAAAGGCCAAUGGAUGGCGAAUAGAUAAAGCAUUCAAAGAAAAAACACCAUUUGACUUUGAUUUCUUUACAAAACUCCUUGAGAAAGUCCUGGAAAAUGAAAAGAGAAAAAAGGAUAAGGAUGCUAAAUGUCAGCAUCAAAAAGAAAAAAAUCUGAAUGAGAAAAAAACACUCAAGAAAAAGCGAAAAGCUAAAGUUGUCAAUGGACAAGCAAACCAUGGUCAGGAUGAUCCGCAGAAUGCCAGAAUUUCUGAUGCGGAAAUGGAAGUGGAUGCUGGCACAGCCGAAAAAGAGAACGAAGAAUCUCCUAGCAUUUUGGAACAGGCAGACGGGCAGACACUUACUGAAUCAGUGAUGGUGAAAAAGAAGAGGAAAAGGAAGAAAAAAAAUUCUGAACAGGAGGCAGAGAAUCUUCCUGAUGAAAGAACUAUUUCUGCAGAAGUGGCUGAGGGAGACAAAACAAGAAAGAAAAGAAAAAAUCUAUCAUCUAAUGUGGAGAUAAAUGGCACGGAAGAAAUUGGUGAGGAACUGGAAGCCCCUGACGAAGAAACACCUGCUAAAACUCUUCCAUCUGUUGAAGAAGACCCACAGGUGGAUGAAGAGACAGAAGGAGACCUUGGUUCAACUUUAUCUGGUAUUCAGAAAGGUAAUGAAUUCCUAGACAUUGAUUCUGGAGAAGCAGAUGAUUCAGAUGCGAGUUCUGAGCACCAUGUUGUGCAGCCUUCGGAGUCUCAGAUGUCUCUCAAAACAAAUAAAGAAGGUUUUGAAGAAAACAGUGCAGCAAAGAAUGAAGUAGCAGACUUAGAUCAACCAGAUGAAAAUACAGCCUUUCCAAGUUGUAAUGAUGAGCUUAUGGAAACGGAUAGAGCAGCUAUUGAAAAGCCCACAUUGAAAGGACAGCUACAGAGACUUGCAUCAGAACUGUCAGAAGAAAGAGAACUUCCAGUUAAUGACACAUCUGAGGGCAAGAUUUCUCUUUCAGAGAUUCUGGUUGCUGCAGAAAAGAGUUCUGUGCAAGAUAAGACUGCCAACAUAACUGAACCUCCCACAGAGCAAACAGACAGAGCAAGCAAUGUUGUGGCAAAUGAAUCCCAAGACACUCAAAAAGGUCCUGUAGUGAGAGGCCGUCGGCAGAAACCUAAACCUAAUAUAUUGAAAGUGUCCAGCAGAAAAGAAGCACCUCUCCGGGACAAGCCUGAAAAGCCAGAGGCUGAAGAAACAGUAGGAAAGAACAAUGACCAGCAUGAUGCACUCAGUAUCAUCACAGAGGAGACUGCAGAAAAAGAUUGCCAAGUUUUAGAUACUGAAUCUCUGGCUAGUAGGAAAUCCACUUCACAAGAAAGUAGCAAGCAGGCUGUCUUGAAACCUGCACCAUUAGCAAGGGGACGAAUACAGAGGCCCAAGCCAAAUUUAGGAAGGGUUGCUAGAAAGUCAGAAGAGCCAGCAAGAAACAUGGAGGCAGAAGAAGGAAAGGCAACUGAUGCAGCCAUUGAAUCAUCUGAGAAGAUUCAGAUACAAGCUGAAUAUAACAGCCAUGAACUCCUAACUGUUACCACAGAGGCAGCUAGUUAUGAAGCUGACAUUCCCCACUGUAAUGUCUUAGAAGACAAAGCUGUUGCCAGUGCUGAGAAAGUGCUUUUGGCACACACAAGCCAAUCUCCUGUAAAGACACUCUUCGAAUGUGAGAGCCAUGAAUUUAAAAAUGCGUUUCCGUCAAGUAAUAAAGUGGAGGAUGUGCAGGAUCUUACUACCAGAGAUUCCAGUUUUGUACAAGAAGAAAAUGAAAAUUCUGCUGAAGUAGAGCCAUCUUUGAAAAGUCUAAAGGAGAACACAGAAAAGGGGGCAGAAACAGAGGAAUUUAUACAAGCAGAAAAAGAAAUGCUUACAAAUGAACAUAAGACUGACUCUAGAGAAAAUAUAAUGAGUGAAGGCAGCAAGUCCUCUCAUCUGGAUGAAACUAUAGCAUGCGUAAUCCUGCCACCGUCACUUUUGUCAGAGGGGAACUCUGCAGAUACUCAAGAAGCAGCUGCAACAAAUGAGACCCACUUGUCUCCCCCAAGCCAUUCUGACUUCAAAAGUAGUGAUCCAAAUGAAAUUUUAUCAUCCCCAGAUAUCCAAGAAAAGAUUACAGUUGGCAAACAGAGCACCGUUCAGCCAACACCUUUUCUUAGAGGCAGAUUCCAGAGACCGAAACCUAACAUAGGAAGGGCAGUUGGAAGGAAAGAAACACCAUCUCUAGGAAAUGAAGCAACAGCAGCAGCUGGAACUGAGAAAUCAGAACUGCAGAAACAUGGAGCUUCCAGAAUUCUCCCUGCAGGACCUCAGUUAAAGAGUGACAGGAAAAAAAUACCUGCUGAAAGCUUGGAGAACAGAUUGGUAGACAUGGAGAAAAUCAUUCAGGAAGACCCUCAAGCACCCAGUACCUCUCAGAAUAUUUCAGAUCAAUAUCCCAGGGAAAAACCAACUUCCCAAGAGAAUAAGCCAUGUACUAUCAAACCAGCUCAGCUGGUGAGAAGUCGAUUCCAGAGAGUCAGGCCGAACCUUGGAAGAAUGAAUGACAAGAAAGAAGACCCCGUGUCAGAGAGCAUUACUGCUCCAGUUGAGGGAGACAUAGGAAAAGCAGAGAUGACCAAGGAAAGCGAUCUGCACCCACCAUCAGAGGAUAAUGUCAAUGUUCAGGCAUCCCUUGGUGAUCUGGAGAAAAAAGAAGUGUCAGAAUCCAGUGAAGCCCCAUCACCCAAAAGGUAUAUUGAUCAGCAGAAAGUUGAUUGCCCUGAGAAGCCACAGGGAUGCGAACUUCCAAAAGACCAAAAAGAAAUGUUUGUUUCUAAAGAUGUUGAAGGAAAGUGUCUGGAUCCUCCAGAAAGGUAUGAUGUCUCUGGCGCUCAUGAAGAGAGUCUUUCAAAAAGCAUAAAAUCCACACUGCUGUUGAGGGGUCCUCUUCUGAAGCCAAAACCAAACCUAGCCCAAGCAGCUAAAAAGAAAAAAGCCUCUUCAAAAGGAGAAGUCAGCACCAAAGAGAAAACUGGAAGCGAUACACAAAGCAACACAACCCCAAGUGACAGCAAAUCUGGGAAAAUACCCACAUUAAUGCACUAUUCCACAUCAUCUUCUGAAUCAAGACAAAGAAAUCAUAUAGAUAGUAUUGAGACGAUGUCCCCAACAGGACACAGGCACUCUGGAAAAGGUUCUGAAGAAUCACAACAGCCCCCUUGGAGUGGAAGUCAAAUCAAGAAAGAAACCUCUAAGGCCCAUUCUGUCCAGGAGAGAGCAUCUGAAAGAAUAAAAGGAAAACAAGUGGGAAGGACAGUGAAACAGAGGAAAAACAUAAGUGGAUCAAUAACGUCUUUCACUUCCGAAUGUGAGAAUGACCUUAGUGAAAAGGGGAAACACUACCAAAAGGGGAAACCAAAUGUUGGUAGAGGCAGAAGUUCAAAACCAGUCCUUCGCAAGAAUGCUAAAAAGGAAUAUGGGAAUUCAAAGGUUAACCUGGUGACUCUUAGGGCUUCUUCUCAGCAAGAGGAUGAUGACGACGACGAUGAUGGGGAUGACUUUGAGCCAGACUAUGAAGUUGAAUGCUUUUCACCAGAGGAAGUAAACAAAGCUCCAGUGUUUGUUCCUAAAGGGCUUCGAUCUCCAAAUCCAGUUCCUGUUCAGAUUGAGGAAACAAUGGAAGAGCUUGAGAUAUAUGAGAAUGUUGCGGAUGAGCCAUUUUUGUCUCACGAACUGAAUGUAGAUGCUCAGCCUGUGAUUCAGAUAGAGAAAAGAUUGUAUUCCUCACAAAAUGUAAGUAUCUUGAUUUCCCUCUUUAUCACACCAUUCCAGUAUGGCAUGAUAACAGGCAAACCUGUAGGAAUGUGGAGCCUUGUUGUUUGUGCUGAUGCGGUUGCACAAGGUCAAGAAAAGAAAGCAGGGAUUAGUGAUGGAAGUACUGAAGCAGCCAUGACUUUACUUGCUAUGAGAGAUCCAGCAUUCCAGUUAAACAUUGGAAUCCAAGAACAAAAAAUUCAGGAGUUUCCCAGUAAAGAUGAAAUGAAUGUUACUGAUAGCUUCCCAAAUGAGUGUCAUGAAGAGCAAAGCAUAGUCCAUUGCCAUAUGCAACAUCCUGCCCCUUCAGAAAAUGAAUUGCUUUCUUCAGUCAAUGCACAAGUAACUGCUGCAGAGGAUCGUAUCGUUGAACCAUCAGGCUUGGAGGUUUACUUACAGGAAGCAACUAAUGUGUCACUUUCAAAAACUACAAAUACAGCUGCUGCACAGCAUUGCAGUACAUCGGUUUUGGAAGCAUGCUCAGAGGAAACAACUAGAAUCAGCAGUGAUUUACUAUCAUCCAAAGGAGAUAAAUCAUCCAAACAAGCAAGAUGCAGAUUUCCUAAGCCUAAACCAAAUCUUAACAGAAGUCUGAGGCUGAGCAAGAAUGCUUCUCAAAAAUAUGUUGAUUCGUGUAUUGAACAAUCUGAAGAAAUCCAGAAUGAAAAGAAGGUGUCAGACAAUGCAGUAGAAGAGCAGAAAGUUGAACUGGAAAAGAAUCACAAAUUGAAUGAGCUAACUAAGAGCAGCUCUGCAGAGAAACAUAAUCUACAGCUUCCAAGUUCUAGUCCUGUCAUGCAGAAAGACAACAUAGAAAGAGACAACACGGCGAGAGAGACUUGGGAAGUUGCAUCACUGUUAACUGCUUCAGAAGUUUCUCCAGAAGCAGACCCUCCUGAACCACCCGGUGGCUGCAGCACAAACAUCAGUGCCCAAGUUUCUGCUCCUGCUGAACACCAGUUGUUGGCAAUUAAACCUGCGCAGACUGAAGCAGCCAAGUGUUCCAGUAUUUCAUCCACCGCAGAGAUGACUGCAGUAGUUAGUGCUGGAGUUGAAGAAUAUCCGAAGGGAGAGGAGCCAACCUUCAUUUUAACAUUGGUGGAAAUUUCCGUUGGUCCAGAGAAUUGCAGUGACGGAUCCGGUUCGCUACAACAAACGUCUGAACAGCUGCUUCCAGCACCAGUUUUUUUUACUCCAGACAACCUGAACUCCACAGAAGUGGCAAGAGAAGAUAACUUUGGAUUCGUAACAGCUGCUGUUGAAGAAAAUGCUGUCUCUUUGGACAACACUGCAAAGGCAGAAGGAUUGCUGGAAGCCUCGUUGGAACAAUUGGCAGGGCUUGGUUCAACCUCUUGGCAGAAUCUGAAAAGGCAUGCUGAAGCCCUUGAAGAAAGUGGGAAUGCCCCCGAGAAGAAAAAACGGUCUUCUCCUAUAGGAGGAAACCUGGAAAGCACCAAUAAGGGCGCCUCUAUUAAAUCAAGUUGUAUACCAAGGAAAGCUGCUGGGAAAAAGUCAGGAAAAUUGAACAUUUCAAAGAAGAAGACCACCUCCACCUCUAGAUCAGUACCUAAAACUACAGAGCUAAAAGUAAUGGAAAGAGAGCACCCUCAAUCUUCUCUGAAUUUAGGGGCUGUGCUUCUUGAUGAAGCAGCCACUACAGGUGACCAAGUGUCAAGAACACGCCAUGCAAGAAAAUCAGAAACAAGUGAAAAACAGAAAAACUCAGUUGAAACCUGUAAAUCUGUACAAUCAGAGCAAGCUGGAGGCACAGCAGUCAUUCCAAAAACACAAUUAUCCAGGUCAUAUAAAAGAUCUCUGGGAUUUUUACCUUUAAUUUGCAAAAAUAAUAAUAAUGAUGAUGAAGUAACUAGUAAAGGAAGUAAACAGCCCCUCCAGGAACCUCAUAUAUUGGUUGCUGAAAACACUGUUGAAUUUCCAAAGCUGUCCUCAAACAACAAGGAAGAUACUCAAGAAAAUAGUUUGUUUCCAUCAACCUCCAACUGUGAGAAUGGAAGCUACUCUACUGUUCAGAUUUUAUCUGAGUUAUCUGAAAAUGAAGGCAUUUCUAAGGAGCAGGAAAAAGAAGAGGAGCCAACCAGGAUCUCAGAAUAUUUCUUUAGUGAUAUAUUUAUGGAGGUGGAUGAUUCAGAAUAACUGAGAUGCUUAUCAAAUGCCUAGCAUCCAAGAAUGCACUGUAGCAGUAAUGUAAUGCCUUUGACUAGUCACAGGUUUUCAGUUGGCCCUUACAUUUAAUGCAGAAUUAUUUUUCUUUUACUAUGAAUAAUCUAUCAUUUGGAAACAUUGAAGAAAACACAACUCUCUUAAGUUCCAAGAUACUCAGAAGAACAGCACCAGAUGUGUGUUUUAUUUUGGUACAAGUGGUUUCUAGAUGCAUGGCCAUGA
Molecule: messenger RNA, 7733 nt
Organism: Lacerta agilis (Sand lizard)
Lineage: Eukaryota; Metazoa; Chordata; Lepidosauria; Squamata; Lacertidae
Gene: BDP1
Product: B double prime 1, subunit of RNA polymerase III transcription initiation factor IIIB
Exons: 43
Coding region: 156-7484 (2442 amino acids)
Biological process (GO): RNA polymerase III preinitiation complex assembly
Cellular component (GO): transcription factor TFIIIB complex
Molecular function (GO): TFIIIC-class transcription factor complex binding
Source: RefSeq, a predicted model, not a curated record